AUGGCCGCCGUGCCGCCCGACUCCUGGCAGCCGCCCACCGUCUCCUUGGAGACCACGAUGGGCGCCGUGGUGCUGGAGCUCUACUGGAAGCACGCGCCGCGGACGUGCCGCAACUUCGCCGAGCUGGCGCGCCGCGGCUACUACAAYGGCACCAAGUUCCACCGCGUCAUCAAGGACUUCAUGGUGCAGGGCGGCGACCCCACGGGCACCGGCCGAGGGGGAGCCUCCAUCUACGGGAAGCAGUUUGAGGACGAGCUGCACCCCGAGCUCAAGUUCACGGGCGCGGGGAUCCUGGCCAUGGCCAACGCGGGGCCGGACACCAACGGCAGCCAGUUCUUCAUCACGCUGGCGCCCACGCAGUGGCUGGACGGCAAACACACCAUCUUCGGGCGCGUGUGCCAGGGCAUCGGCAUCGUGAACCGCGUGGGCAUGGUGGAGACCAACGCGCAGGACCGGCCCGUGGACGACGUGAAGAUCAUGAAGGCUUUUCCCUCGGGCUAGGGGCACGGAGCCCUCGGAGCUGYGGCUGCCGAGGGGCUCGCGGCCCCUAUGCCGGGACUUGGUCCGAGCCCCGCRGGAGCCACUGGGGCCCUCGUG
Messenger RNA from Nothoprocta perdicaria, 597 nucleotides. It is a transcript of the gene PPIL1, whose product is annotated as peptidylprolyl isomerase like 1. Gene Ontology annotation, biological process: protein peptidyl-prolyl isomerization; protein folding. The record is from RefSeq and is a predicted model, not a curated record. Bases 1 to 501 code for a protein of 166 amino acids. NCBI's taxonomy places the organism in Eukaryota, Metazoa, Chordata, Aves, Tinamiformes, Tinamidae. Gene Ontology annotation, cellular component: catalytic step 2 spliceosome. Gene Ontology annotation, molecular function: peptidyl-prolyl cis-trans isomerase activity. The transcript has 4 exons.